AGAUGUGAGGAGAAGAGUGUGAUAAUCACAGUUUUCUCCGGAGUACCAGACGUGCAGACUCAAAUCAGGAAUUACAAAAGAAUAGAAGAACGAGCAUGGUGGAAAUAUUGAGACCUACAGCAAUAGGUAGACUUGAAGAACUGGGAGUUAACCAGGAUUCUUCUGGGGCGUCGAUAGGGGUCUCUAUCGAUCCUCAGCCCCAGUUUGAGGAGGUGAACACGAUCCAGAGAACAAAACGCCUUCUCCCCUACAACCACAGAGUAAUGCUAGCUGCCAGUGUUUACCUCGAAUACAUUCAGGGUCAGAGAGGACUACCUCCGCAGCCCUCCUAUUUUAAAACAGAUCCCUAUCUCAUGAGGCAGACUUAUAAACUAGCCCUUGGAACUUUUCACUAUAUUCAAGUGAUAGAGGACCUGUUACUAGAUACUUACUUUUACAGCAGCUACGUCCAGGUUUCCAUUUCUAACCCUCCACCCUCUCGUGAUCCUCAGUUCAGACAAUGUCAGUCGUUAGUGGCAGUGAUGCUUUACAACCUCAAGUUACUGGGAUUCAAGGCUCCCCGAGCGUACCAGUGCGAGUUUGGGGAGACUGUCAGGGAGGUUCAGGAGGUCCACGAGGCUCUCCUCAGAUUCAAGACCAAGUUCCACGCUGCUUUCGCUAGGUGCAGGAUAAAAUGUAACGCAUACCAAGAGGACCAACUGAUGAGUAAUGAUAUCCGGAUACGGUACAAGUCCUGUGUAAGCACUCCAAGACACGUGAGGGUGAACAGUCUCAGGAGGAACAAGGACCAGGUGAUAAUGACGCUAGAAAACCGGGGUUACACCAAGAUAGCCCCCCUGGAACCCUGGACACCGUUCUCUUUCUACUGUGAUCCUCUAUUGGAGCAACUCCUCGUCUUCUCACCCGACAGUAAAGAUGAUCUCACUAACUUCGCUCUGGUUCACGACGGAUCCUUGCUACUUCAGGAUAAGAGCACAGUAGUAGCAGCCUCAAUUCUCCACAAUAUGAUCUCUCCUAACGGGCCCUCUUCUAACGAUGACGUCAUUGUCACUGAUAUCGGGACAGGGAACGCAGCAUGUUAUCUAGCCGCGCUACAGAGUAAGGAAGGGUCAGUUUUAGCGUUUGGUCCCGCUCCCGACGCCACAGAAAAGCUGCUCACUAAAUCUGACACUCUGAACGCUUCCAACGUCCACAUAGUGAACGAGCCGUUUCUCCAGUCAAGCUGUAAAGAUAAGAUAUUUAAAGGGGUACGGGGGAUACUGUGUAACCCUCCUAGUAGCCUAUCUGGAGUGGUGGAUAUUGUCGAGUUGGUGGUGGAGGAAGGGGAGAAGAUCCUGCCAGCAGUAGCUAAAGGACCAUGUGACACUGCCAGUCUCCCCCGAUAUGUGACAACACAGUACCUCACCCUUAAACACGCACUCAGCUUUCCCAAAGUAAGCUGUGUGGUGUUCUUCACCCGCUCCAUCCACCCUCAAGAGUGUGAACACCUCGUUAGAAAGGUGUGUGAUGAGUUGAGCGAGUCCUCUGAUGAUAGCCCCUUCCGUCUCGUCCCUGUGGACAGUGCAGUUAGAGAAUCUGUUCUCACCAACGACUCUUUCUAUCACCCUCUCGUCAACAUGAAGAACAUUCCUACUGAUAUUUCAAGUAAGUGUUUGAGAGUAAUGCCAACUGCCGAGCUGGGAGGAUUCUUCGUGGCCACUUUUCAACGAAUGGCCGUCAAGUCUAGCACAAUCUUGGAGCGUGCGCUAGAGAAGGGAACGCUUGGAGGAGAUCCUAGCAAGGGAUCUAGCAGUGCCAAGAAACACAAGAAAAAUAAGAAAGCAGCCAAGAAACUCAAGGGAGAUUCAGCUAUGGACCCUACCACAGCUUCCAUGAUCAAGGUUCGCGGCAAAUCACGCAAGAGUGCAAAGAGAAAAUGAAUGAUGAAGAAUGAAAGAGUGUCCCAUCUAUUUUGGAUUCAGUCUCCGUUCAAGUUUGCGAAUCAAUGUUUAUCGGUCUUGGUAGAUUUUUCGUUAUCAUAAUGAGUAUAAACUUACCGACUUGGAUAGACACAUAAAAGGCUCUUUUUGAUCUUGGAGUUAAUAACAUUCACGAUUGCGUUGAUUUUUAAAAAUUUCUGUGUUGAAUCAGAAGGGCUGAACAUGUGAAAUUAUAUGCAAAAUAAACCUAUGUAGUAUGGACGCGAUCGGUUGUAUAGUAUCGUCAAAAUGGUGUAGAUGAUACUCAUAGAUAAAAUAAGAUAUAAUUGUGAGUGAUUUUUGACCGAAAUUUUCGAUAUAUUUUAUCCUUUAAGUUUUAGUUUAUCGUUAAACUCAAUCUUAAUUCUUAAAGGCUAAACGUUUGAUUCAGUAAAACAACUAAGAUUUAUAAUGUUUGCGCUACGAUUAAUAUAACUGUUUUACGUUUUGUUCAGUUUAUUGUCUUCUAGCUAUAUGUAUACCAAAUUCUAUCACUCGCCUCAGAGUACGCUGUUGUCGGUAAGAAAACAGAAUUUUAGAUCUGAAAAUGGAGAAUAUUUUGUUUAAUGCAAUGGCUUUAAAGGUUUUUAAUUCUUGUUAUACUUAUAGAGUAUCAAGUUAUUAAAUUCGACCCUCAAUAGUGGUAGUAUUUCCAAAUACACGGUUUUUUUAAUUGCAGUUUGAUUUUUUAUAUCUCGAAGCGAUAUUGAUAUUAUGUAGACUCAUAAUAAUAUUGAGAGUGUAGACGUUAUCUAUCAGUGUAGCUGUCAUAUCGUUAGAACUCAAAAAAGCAUUAUACACUGUCCUGUUUCACAAACUGAUAACCAUUCGAGGGGUGUGUGAUCAUGCAAUAUUUUCCCUUUCUUCAGGAUUGUGUUUGUCCUAUAUUGGGAUCUCAUAUUUUGGUUUGGUUGUAAUUCAAUAACCAAUGAUGUCAAUGAUAUGUUCUGUGUUCGACUUAUUUCA
Bolinopsis microptera is the source of this 2924-nucleotide messenger RNA. Its product is annotated as putative methyltransferase NSUN7. Bases 96 to 1919 code for a protein of 607 amino acids. The record is from RefSeq and is a predicted model, not a curated record. Gene Ontology annotation, molecular function: methyltransferase activity. Lineage: Eukaryota; Metazoa; Ctenophora; Tentaculata; Lobata; Bolinopsidae. The transcript is spliced from 15 exons.